Molecule: messenger RNA, 3258 nt
Organism: Phaeodactylum tricornutum CCAP 1055/1
Lineage: Eukaryota; Bacillariophyta; Bacillariophyceae; Surirellales; Neidiaceae
Exons: 1
Coding region: 1-3258 (1085 amino acids)
Source: RefSeq, a predicted model, not a curated record
AUGAGCAGCGCCCGUAAUUUCAAGAGGCACGAAGAUACCACGCGAUCUUUGUCAAACGUAUCGUCGUCCCACAAAAGCUCGUUUUCGGAUCCCAACGUGGGAGCGCUCUUUCCAAGAUCGAAAUACGAUAUGUCGCGGCAGUCUCUUCCCAAUCACUCGUUCGAGGGGGGACGACAACGACAACAUCAACAGCAACAUCAACGGAUGAAAGAAUUUGCACCAGUAGACGCAUCUUGGGACGCCAUUGUGGAGGAAAAGAAGGACGAUGUGUCCGUAAUCACCAAUCCUUCCGCUGCAUUCCAGACAGGUUCGGUAGCUUCGGGUGCACGCAACGGAGCCCGGAUAACUAGACUGGCGUCCAUGUUCAGUAAUCAUGCCGUUGGUAAGACACACAGCAAAGACGAUGGUUCUCCCAAACAUAAUCGGUACACGAGCAACACGCCGACCACACGUAUCACCAAGACGACGCUCGCGUCUCCCUCGAGCCCUGUGCCUUCUGCCGGGAGUAGCGCUUACGUUGGCUGGCCCGGAACACAGGACAAGGAAGGCGCUGUGGUAUCCAUACAGUCAUCCUUCGAAGACAGUUCUCAGGAAGACUUCGUGCGCAAGCGCGAAUCCUCGCCCUCACCCCAAACCGCGACCGCUCUGCUCAUGCGGUCCAGCAACGAAAAAUCGAGGCCUAGUUCCACGCCUUAUUCGUACUCAUCCGCUUUGUCAGACAGACACGUGAUGUCUCCAAAGCAGAGCAAUACGGUGCUUCGCUACACACAAGUUGGUGACCGAUACUCCAGUAUCACCAGCAACCAUAACAGCAAUACGGGACGUGGAGCGAGAUCUCCACCGAACUCGGCAAAUCGAAGACGCACCGGCGGUAGCUCAGUUUCCUUCAACAACUUGCUGGAACCCACAUUGGACGAUGCCUGGGAUUCCGAGCCUUCUACCAACCCGCCUUCGUCCACUGGCGGCACGAGUUUCUCCAAGGCCUCGUCGGCCUACAUGGAUGCUUUCACUGACAAGAACCGCCGCGAAAAUUCGGUGACUCUAGCCGCCAAGGAAGUGUUGCGUCGGCACCGCUCUUCGAUUCCUCAGCCACCGACACAAGAAUCGCUGGCUGCCAUCGAUUGCCUAUCUCCGCCGCAUCGGGCCUUUAAUGCUCCGGGCUAUCGAGGGUUAAUUGAAAAAACUAAGGAGGUGCCCAGUCUCAUGGAUGAUAUGGAUUCCGACAGUUCUUCAAAAGCAACAACGACCUACACAGUAUCCAACGUGGGCGGUCCAACUACCAAUGUGCCAAGGCAUUUACAAUACAACCCGGAAGAUGACGCCGUGUCGGACAUCUUUGACAAUUUGUCACUUUCUAAAGAAUCCGACAUCUUUGAUAAUUUAUCAAACUUUGGAACUAAACACUCACCGCGUAGAACGUUGCGUGCAACAACGGUCUAUCCUGCUCGAAUUGCUGAAGAGGAAGAAACGGAACAUGCGGAUGCCUUUAGACUCGUCAUGCUUGGCGGUGGCUUGACUGCUAUUCAAUCUACUGCGGAAGGCUUUGGCAACCGAAAAACAGCGAGUGACUACGACGAAAACUUGACCAACAGCGACGUCGAUCAGUAUGGAUUUGCCAAUGUUCCGGGCUUCAACAAAAUGUUGAACGCCGGUAUGACGACGGAUAAUUCGCUGUUGGGAAUUCAAGGAAACUUGGGAAAUACCUCACAGGCGAUAGUUCGUAGCCGACGAAUGGAGAGUGAGUCCGGCUCGUCCUUGUUUACCGAUCCUUACGCACGUGACCAGAUAAUGGACAUGGGCGGGGACUUGUCAGAAUAUUACAUACAUCCCGAUGCUAUGAAGAAAGUUCUCCGCGUGUACCGUCGCAUGUCUGAGCGUGAAAAAUCGAGCAUGCCGCAUACCGAGUUUGAACGCCAAGAAGACGAGAGCAAGGCCUUUGCCUUGUUUGAAAUGCGCAGUCGGAUAAUGGAAAACGACAUAGAGCGGGGUUUGGAACGCAGAGGUGGGACAGUGACUGUGGAUGACUUGGUGAUUACUCCUUACUAUCGUGAGUCCAGCCGUAUUCGAGACGCUGUCAUUGUUAGCAAAGCCUGGCGAGAUGGGGCUAGUCCAAAGGAUGUGAUCAAUUCUUCCAGGCUAACUAGACGGGAACAGUGCAUUCACCUCAUCCGGCGCCCAGUACGAUCGAAUGGAAGCUUAGACGACAGCGUCGCGGCUGUUGGAGGCGCUUCAUCGGCAACGCAUCAUUUCGAAUGGGAAGCCAAGGAAUGGGUAGAUGAUACAGAUUUCAUGCAGUAUAGAUGCCCAUCUGUUGGCCCUCGUUACAUGCGAGGAUUCGACAUGUUUACAAGUGGAGACUGUCAAAGCAUUCUACUCAAGCUCACAAACGAGCGCUGUCUGGAGCUGCGCGUGGAGCUCAACGUUGCUACCAAACGGCAGAUCGAAGCGGAAGAGUUCAUGAAGGAAGAUGGCGACGGCCGGGAUGGUCAGAUGACGGAAUCCGAGAUGACUUAUCUCACAUCUAUGGAAGAUGUGAAGGUUAUCUCUCGAGAGCUUGUUAUCGCGGAGAAAGCGUUUGCUUUAGUGCGAGAUCGCAUGAAACAGUUGAUCACAAAGUAUGAGCAGCUGUUGGUAAAGAUUGAAAAUGAAUCUUUUUCAGGUGCCUCCUCUGUCUUGACGUACGAAAGCUCGCACUUCUCGGAUUCAGAGUACUGGGAUGAACAAGACAACCAUGAGAGUGCAAUGUGGGCCCGUCGAGCCCAACGAGCUGAGCUGAGAGCCGAGAUUUCAGCUCGAGAAGCUCUCAUGGCGGAGCAAAAAGCACGAGUAGUGAAGCAAGAGAAACGUCGCGAGCUUGAAGUCCUCCAACAAAGGCUUUUGGAACUAAAGUCCGAGGCGUCGCACGCUAUUCCUGGACUAGAAGUAUCCUCAAGUCUAGCCAAGACCUUUUCUGUUCGUCAUGAUAACAAUGGGCAUCAAGCAAGGCUGACUACCAGCAAUAUAAGCAAUGAAAAAAUUGCCGGGGUGAAACAAAGAUUCCGAGAUCGUAUGGCGGCGAAGAAGCAACAGGAUCCGAGGGCUUUCUCCGAAAGCAAUGGAGAUCACCGCGGUCAACUACCACCUCGCCCAACGACACCAUCGCCUUCGCAAGUGGAAAGAUUCAACGUUGUUCGCUCUGCGGGAGAAGAGAUGUAUUCACAUCUGGACUUUUACGAGAGAUCUUUAAAGUCGGUUCAGGACCCACGUGCUUUUGACUAA